CGGCGUCGUCGCUCGCCGACAGGUGCGCGGCGGUGUCAGGCGCACUCUGCGGUCGCGCUCCUCGCGGUGGUAUCGCUGCGCGCCGCGGAGGCCUUCGGGCUCGGCGCCAGCCUCGCGGUCAGGGGCGGCCACGGGGCCCUGCGCCGCGGAGCUCUGCAGGGGCCGGUGCUGGGCGGCGGCGCCGCAGCGCCAGCGGCGGCUGGGCCGCACGGCGGCGUGCCCGCCGCGGCCGUGUUGUCCGGUCUGGUCUGCGGCCUGGUGGCGGCAGCGCCCGCCGCGGCCGCGCGCCGCGGGGCAGCCACCUCGCGGCGCGGGGCUCCGAGCACGGUCCUCGACGCCGCGUCGGACGUUGCGGCCCCGCAGGCCGAGCAGAAGGGGAAGACCAAGGGCAAGGGGGCCGCCGGCAUCGACCUCGAGCCUCCGAGCGGCACGCGGGACUUCUUCCCCGAGGACAUGCGGCUGCAGCGGUGGCUCUUCGACAAAUUUCGGGGCACGGCCGCGCAGUUCAGCUUCCAGGAGUACGACGCCCCCGUGCUCGAGAACGAGGAUCUCUACAAACGGAAGGCCGGCGAGGAGAUCACAGAGCAGAUGUAUAACUUCAAGGACAAGGAGGGGAACGCCGUCACCCUGCGGCCAGAGAUGACGCCCUCGCUGGCGCGCAUGGUCCUGUCGCUCAUGCGCGCGGAGACAGGUGCCAUCGCAGCCGUCCUGCCGCUGAAGUGGUACUCGCUGCCGCAGUGCUGGCGGUUCGAGACGACGCAGCGGGGCCGCAGGCGGGAGCACUACCAGUGGAACAUGGACAUCGUGGGCGUGCCCGGCAUCACUGCGGAGGCGGAGCUGCUCGCCGCGGUGGUUCACUUCUUCGAGAGCGUCGGCAUCACGUCGCAGGACGUCGGCCUGAAGGUGAACUCCCGCAAGGUGCUCGGGGCCGUGCUGGAGACGGCGGGCGUACCAGAUUCGAGCUUCGCCGAGACGUGCGUCAUCAUCGACAAGCUCGACAAGAUAGGGGCGGAGGACGUGCAGAAGCUCCUGGUGCAGAACGUCGGGCUCAGCGCCGAGGUCAGCGAGCGCAUCGUGCAGGCGACCACGGCGCAGACCUUGGAGGAGUUCGCCGAAUUAGCUGGAGUUGGCGACAGCGACGAGGUGAAGGAAUUGCGGCGGCUUUUUGAGCUUGCGGAGGAUUACGGCUACGCAGACUGGCUCCAGUUCGACGCUUCUGUCGUGCGCGGCCUGGCGUACUACACAGGUGUCGUUUUCGAGGGCUUCGACAAGGCCGGCAAGCUGAGAGCCAUCUGCGGCGGUGGCCGCUACGACAAGCUCUUGGGCCUGUACGGCUCCAAGAAAGAGGUGCCCUGCGUGGGAUUCGGCUUCGGCGACUGCGUGAUCGUUGAGCUUCUCAAAGAGAAGAACGUUUUGCCACAGUUGGAGUACAAAGUUGAUUACGUGGUGGCCGCGUUCAACGAUAGCAUGAUGGGCAAAGCAAUGAGCGUCGCCGCCCGCCUGCGCAAGGCCGGCAAGACCGUGGACCUCUUCACGGACGCGGCCAAGAAGGUCAAGAAGGCCUUCAAGUACGCAGACCGCGUCGGGGGCAGACGGAUUGCCUUUGUGGCACCAGACGAGUGGGAAAAUGGCAUGGUCAGGAUAAAGGAUCUGCGCGCGCACGAGGAGACGUUGAAGCAGCUCUUCAGAAAGAUGGAUGCGGAUGGGAACCACGCGGUCACCAAGGUGGAGGCUCAGCAAUUCUUCAAGGGCGCGUUCGCGAAGGUCAGCGCCAACGCCAUGUUCAACGAGGUGGACAGCGACAAGAGCGACACUAUCACUGAGGACGAGUUCGUCGCUUUUUGGCGGCAAGUUGUACACAGUGGCUACAAGGUGGAGGAAGUCAUGGAAGAAGUCGAAAGCAUGCUGACUUCUGGUUCCUCCUGGGUCGACUUUAAGGAUGAUCGAAAUGUUGGCGGGGACAAGGCGAGGUGA
Molecule: messenger RNA, 1974 nt
Organism: Prorocentrum cordatum
Lineage: Eukaryota; Dinophyceae; Prorocentrales; Prorocentraceae
Source: the annotation of a GenBank genome assembly